GAUGGGUGAUGUGGUAAAUUUUCCGAAAAAUUUAGGCAACAUAUGUCAACUAAAGGCUGAAGCCGAUAAUCUAGUAGAAGAUUGUUGCAAACAUUCCAAAAAAGUAGUCCAACCCACUCUGUUUUGUAAGACUUGUGCUACUCUAGAAAUAUGCGAAGAUUGCCUUCAGCAGGAUCAUUCAGAAUCAACAUGCGAAAUUCUUCCAUUUGAACCGUUCAAAAAUAUGCUGAACAGAUGUUAUGAUAUAUAUAAAAGGCAAAUAGAUAAAAAUUCGCAAUCCCUAAAGGAGUUAUUGCAAUUAGUUAAAGAAUAUAGAUUAUCGUCUAUAGCACAAAUCGAAGAAGAAUUCUGUGAUAUUGAAGCUAAGGUCUAUGAAUUUUAUUCAAAGAAAUGUGAGAUGGUAGGCGAAUGCGUUGAAAGUUUAAAUAUUGCGUCGAUAAAUGAAGAUGAUUUUGAAAAGAUUUUUGAAAAACUAUCAAAGAACGAGAUGAUAAUGAAAGAAACACCUAAAGUAUCGAUUGAAUAUAAAUUAUCGACAGGUGAAGUAGAUUCUUGCAGUGUUCGCUUCAAACAGAGAUCAGAAGAAUCGCAACAAGCAAAUACAUCUUUGAAAAAUGUAUCGGAAUUUAGCUUAGUUUUAGAGCCAGGACCUGUCGGCUAUAAUCUAGAACCAAAUCUGUUUGGUGCUUAUCCUAUCUUACACAAAAACGGUCAAUUAAAUGGAAAUCCUCGAAUUUCAUCAACCGAAAAUGAAAUUACCAAUCAUGAAUCAAAUUCAUCGAAUAUUGCACAAUUCGAUAAAAGACUAAUAAAGCUAAACUCUAUGGAAACGAUAAAUCCAUCGUCUUUGGAAGUGGGAGGAAGCGGAUUUUUUUACUUAGAUACCUUUAACAACCCCAACAAUUCUAAUCACAUUUUCUUUCGUACGUUUGGAAAUCUUCCGGAAUUAGAGAUUGAACUCAAUAAACAUAUUUCAAAAUUUGUCAUGACUUUCAACUUUAUUUAUGCUUUAUCUUCCGAUGAAGGAUUUCUUUUAACUUCUCAGAAACCUUUGGGAAGAUCCGUUAAAUUUACAGUUGUAAGUGAGAAAAGGUACGUAUCACUUAGGGCAUACGAACCGGGAGUUUUUCAAAGGUAUGUAAGCGCUAGGGACGAAGAAGGUAAUCUAUACUUAUUUCUCAAUGAUAAACUCCGUUGGAAAAUUCAUCAAGCCCUUUUACUUGAUAUUUCUAUGAAGUGCAAUGGUGACCUUAUAGUUCGAAAUGAGACAGAGAACACAGUAUCGAUUUUAGAUAAGUCUACUGGAGAUUCUAAAAAGUCAUAUAAAAUCGAUAAUUUAGAAGAUAUACGUGAAUUUCAGCCUCACGGCUACUUGGUAUUAUGUCAAGAUAGCUGUGAUGAAAAAUAUUUAUACCUGUACGAUGAAAAGUUCGAAAGAAGAGAAAAGUUGAUGGCUUGUUUGAAAAUUUUAGGAACAAGUAUUAACAGGUUUAUUUGUCUCACGUCAAGUGAAAUAUGCUUGUUUACAAUUAAGUAA
Molecule: messenger RNA, 1537 nt
Organism: Dimorphilus gyrociliatus
Lineage: Eukaryota; Metazoa; Annelida; Polychaeta; Dinophilidae
Source: the annotation of a GenBank genome assembly